AAGAAAUCUUUAUCUUUUAGUCCUGAUUGGUCAGUUAAAUGUUACUUUACCUGUCGAGUAAAGGUUUCGAAUGCAACCUGGCAGAAAAAGCUAUAACACGUGGGGAUACUUGGUUAGAAGUGUGAGCUUUAAAUAAUAAUAAUUUGUAUUUUUCUGGCUGAGAGAAUUUAGUUUCAAAAAAUGCCGAAAUCAAAGAGGGACAAGAAAGUAUCACUUACCAAUACUAGUAAAAAAGGUUUAGUUUUGAAGCAACGUAUCAUAGAAGAUGUUAAGAAAUGUAUGGAGGAAUACAAUCGUGUAUUCCUAAUCUCUAUUCAGAAUACACGCAAUACUAAGCUACUUGAUCUGCGUGCCGAGUGGAAAGAUAGUAGACUUUUCUUUGGUAAGAUCAGAAUAAUUGCAUUAGGCCUGGGAAAAUCAGCAAAGACUGAGGUUGCAAAUGGCAUUCAUAAAUUAGCUAAUGCAAUGAGGAAUCAUACAAUGAAAGGUCAAUGUGGCUUGUUGUUCACCAAUAGAACAAAAAAAGAGGUAAUAGAAUGGGCAAAUGGGUACGAAAAAUUAGAAUAUGCACGUGCUGGAUUUGUGGCACCUCAGUCGGUAAAAUUACCCGAGGGACCACUACCACAGUUCCAACACAGCAUGGAGCCACAGUUGAGACAAUUGGGUAUGCCUACUUCAUUGCAAAAAGGUGUCAUUACCUUAAUCAAAUCAUACAAAGUUUGUCAGAAGGGUGAUGUAUUGACAUCGGAACAGGCACAAAUUUUGAAAUUAUUAGAUAAACCGCUAGCAGUUUUUAAAUUGCUACUUCUGGGAGUAUAUACGAAAAAACAUGGUUUUAAAAAACUCGCAGCAUCUAAGGUCACAAAAGAGAAUGAUGAAGAAGAAAUGGAUGUGGAAAAAGACAACAAUACAUGAAAUUUAUAUUGUAUAUAUAUAUAUAUAUAUAUAGUUUUAGGAAA
Molecule: messenger RNA, 959 nt
Organism: Dinoponera quadriceps
Lineage: Eukaryota; Metazoa; Arthropoda; Insecta; Hymenoptera; Formicidae
Gene: RpLP0-like
Product: mRNA turnover protein 4 homolog
Exons: 4
Coding region: 181-915 (244 amino acids)
Biological process (GO): rRNA processing; ribosomal large subunit biogenesis; nuclear-transcribed mRNA catabolic process
Cellular component (GO): preribosome, large subunit precursor; nucleolus
Molecular function (GO): RNA binding
Source: RefSeq, a predicted model, not a curated record